This is a messenger RNA of Aspergillus melleus, 2094 nucleotides long. It is a transcript of the gene MET12, whose product is annotated as methylenetetrahydrofolate reductase (NAD(P)H) MET12. Bases 1 to 2094 code for a protein of 697 amino acids. Gene Ontology annotation, molecular function: FAD binding; methylenetetrahydrofolate reductase [NAD(P)H] activity. Lineage: Eukaryota; Fungi; Ascomycota; Eurotiomycetes; Eurotiales; Aspergillaceae. Gene Ontology annotation, biological process: tetrahydrofolate interconversion. Gene Ontology annotation, cellular component: cytosol. The transcript has 2 exons. The record is from RefSeq and is a predicted model, not a curated record.
AUGGAGAAGAUCACCGAUAAAAUCGCGGCUUUGCCGCCCGAUGCGAAUUAUUUCUCGCUGGAGUUCUUUCCUCCGAAAACGCAGAUGGGUUUCGCCAAUCUACAAGCCCGUCUGGAGCGUAUGGCCCAGGCGCUGCGGCCACUCUUCGUCACCGUCACCUGGGGAGCCGGAGGAAGCACUGCGACGAGAUCACUGGAGCUGGCUGAGAUCUGCCAGCGCCAGCUGCAAUUGACGACAUGUCUGCAUCUGACCUGUACCAACAUGAGUCGAGCCUUGGUGGAUCAUGCGCUGGAGGAGGCUAAGGUUUUGGGUAUUCGCAACAUCCUGGCGCUGCGAGGUGAUCCUCCCCGCAGCGAGGAGUACAACAUGCACGGCGAGGACGACAGCAAUAAGGACUUCAUGUUCGCGGUGGACUUGGUGCGGUACAUCCGGCAGCAGCAUGGCGACUACUUCUGCGUCGGUGUCGCUGCCUAUCCAGAAGGCCAUCCGGCCGAUUCGUUUCAGGAUGUCCAGGACCCCGAGCGAGACCUUCCCUACCUGGUCGAGAAGACGCAGGCGGGGGCCGAUUUCAUCAUGACUCAGUUGACAUAUGACAUCGAUGCCUACACCAAGUUCGAGAACCGGCUGCGAUCUCAUGAGUCCGGGGCUUUCAAGACCAUUCCUAUCGUGCCGGGUCUGAUGCCCAUCCAUAGUUAUAAGAUCUUGACUCGAGUCACCAAGCUCAGCCAUGUCAAAGUUCCGCCCCAUAUCCUCUCCAAACUCGAGGCGGCCAGACACGACGAUGACGCUGUCAAGCGUAUUGGUGUUGAUAUCAUCACCAGCAUCGUGGACGGCAUGAGGGAUAUAGCCACCCCGAGACCCCGAGGAUUCCACUUCUACACGCUCAACUUGGAGAAGACGGUGUCGUUCAUUCUCGAACGCUGCGAUCUGAUCCCCCCGUUCUCGGAAUACUCCGACGCCCUGGUCGACGGUGGUAGUCUAUCGGCCCUUGACUCUUCUUCCUACGUGGCGCCGAACGGCGCGCCUAUCCGGUCCCUCACCCGCCGACGGGCCUCGUCUAUCAACUCUCUCCCCCACAACCGUGUCAUUGUCGACAGGGUACAGACGCCCGGAGGUUCGUCCAAGGACUCUACCUCGCAUGAGGCCCCCGCGACCAGUGCCGGCAUGCCGGCCAUGCCACCGGAUCGCAACACCACCCUGCAGAUUUCCGAGGGUCUGGGAGCCCUGGGCCGUGAGGCGACCUGGGAUGAUUUCCCCAACGGCCGAUGGGGUGACGCUCGUUCUCCUGCAUUCGGUGAAAUCGACGGUUACGGACCCUCGCUGCACGUUCCUCCCGCCAUCGCCCAUCGCAUCUGGGGCCACCCGACGUCUCGCGAGGACAUCAGCACCCUCUUCCGCCGCCACGUUUCCGGCGAACUAUAUCUCGUGCCCUGGUCCGAAGGUGGCGCCGAAGAAGGCGGCAACGGCCUCAACGCCGAAACUGAAAUCAUCCGACCUGAGCUGCUGCAGCUGAUCGACAAGAAGGGCUGGUGGACCCUUGCCUCGCAACCCGCCGUCAACGGCGUCCGCAGCUCCGACCCCGUCUUCGGCUGGGGCCCUCCUGGCGAGGGCUUCGUAUUCCAGAAGCCCUUCGUCGAGUUCUUCUGCCCAUCCGCCGACUACCACAACGUGCUGAAGCCCACCCUCACGCGCCACGGCCACGAGAAGCUCGCCUGGUUCGCCACCAACGUACACGGCGACUUCGAGACCUCGCUUCCGGGCCCGACCUCCGACGCCGACCCGCUAGAAAUGAACCCAGCCAACGUCAACGCCGUCACCUGGGGCGUCUUCCGCGGCAAGGAAAUCGUCACCCCGACCAUCAUCGAAGAAGUCAGCUUCCGCGCCUGGGGCGACGAAGCCUACCGCAUCUGGGACGAGUGGCGACGCAUCUAUCCGCGCGAUUCCGCCGCCGGCAAAUUCCUCGACGACACCAAGAACGACGUCUGGUUGGUGUGUGUCGUCGGCCAGGACUUUGGCGCUGGCACGGAGAUCGGAUCGCAGGAGGAAGAGGAUGAGUUGAAGUUUAUGUGGAGGGUUUUGAUCAAUAGCAAGUAG